Anolis sagrei ordinatus is the source of this 6609-nucleotide messenger RNA. RefSeq names its product BICD family like cargo adaptor 1 (gene BICDL1). Gene Ontology annotation, biological process: vesicle transport along microtubule; Golgi to secretory granule transport. NCBI's taxonomy places the organism in Eukaryota, Metazoa, Chordata, Lepidosauria, Squamata, Anolidae. The record is from RefSeq and is a predicted model, not a curated record.
GCGGCGGCGUCGGAAGCGGCGGCGGAAGGACGCCGGAGGAGAAGCCUGAGGAGGAGAAGCGGAGCGCGGUCCCUUCCUCCCUCCCUCCCUGCCCCUCUCCCUCUCUCCCCCCCUCCCUCCCUCCCCCGGGCCAUGGCCGCCUCCUGCCUCCGCCUUUCAGCACCCGCGGAUCUGGACAGCGCCGGGCGCCGCAUGGAGCUGCCCGAAGGCCGCGACGCCGCGCCCGCCACGCCGGACCCGGCCUUGUCUUCCUCUUCCUCCGCCGCCGCGGACCUGGAGCUGGUGCUGGAGGAGGAGCUCGCCCUGCUAGCCGCCGCCGGCUGUGAGGAGAGCCGCCCCGCCGCCGCCGCUGCCGCCCAGGAGAGCGAGGCCGCCGAGCCGGAGCUGCGCUCCCUCAUGAGGCAGAAGGAGAAGGACUUGCUCCUCGCCGCCCGGCUCGGCAAGGCGCUGCUCGAGCGCAACCAGGACCUCAGCCGGCAGUACGAGCGCAUGCACAAGGAGCUCAGCGAGAAGCUGGAGCACCUGGAGCAAGAGAAGCAUGAACUGCGGCGGCGGUUUGAGAACAAAGAAGGGGAAUGGGAAGGAAGGGUCUCAGAGCUGGAGAGUGAUGUGAAGCAGCUCCAGGGCGAACUGGAGAAGCAGCAGGUCCACCUCCGAGAAGCCGACCGUGAGAAGACCCGGGCAGUCCAGGAACUAUCGGAACAGAACCAAAGACUCCUGGAUCAGCUCAACAGGGCCUCAGAGGUGGAAAAACAGCUCUCUAUACAGGUUCACGUCCUCCAAGAGGACUUCAGGGAGAAGAAGUCAUCGACCAGCCAGCAUAUAGUCCGACUGGAGAGUCUCCAGGCCGAGAUUAAGAUGCUUACCGAUCGGAAGCAUGAGUUGGAACGCCGCCUGAGUGCUGUGAUGGAGGAAAAUAAUCUCCUCCAGGGAACAGUUGAGGAGCUUCAAGACCGAGUCUUAAUUCUGGAGCGACAAAGCCAUGAGAAGGAUGUGCAGUUGCACCAGAGCCAGCUGGAACUGCAGGAGGUGAGGACGUCUUAUCGGCAGCUGCAGCUCAAGGUGGAAGAGCUCAGCGAGGAACGGAGCCUCCAGCACUUCAACUCCACCAGCACCUCCUUGUUGUCGGAGAUCGAGCAGAGCAUGGAAGCUGAGGAGCUCGAGCAAGAAAGAGAACAGUUGAGACUCCAACUCUGGGAGGCCUAUUGCCAAGUCCGGUACUUAUGCACCCACCUCAGAGGGAACGACAGUGCAGAUUCAGCAGUCUCCACAGACUCUUCCAUGGACGAAUCUUCCGAAACCUCAUCGGCCAAAGAUGUGCCAGCUGGUAGCCUACGUGCAGCGCUUAGUGAGCUUAAGAGGCUGAUACAAAGUGUCAUAGAUGGCACAGACUCCCCGAGUCCGCGGAGAAGUGACGACGAUGCCUUGGAAGAACAGAUCAAGCAGACAAGUGAAGAUUCAAGGGCCCUGAGGGAGCUGAUGGAAGGCGAAAGGGGGAAACUGAGGCAGAGCUUGGAAGAGCUGCAGCAACUCCACAGCCAGGUGACACUGCUGAGUGUUGAAAUGACUUCGCUGAAGGAGGAACGAGAUCGGCUACGAGGAUCAGGGGAGGAGAAGGAGAUGAACGAACAGCUCUUGAAGGCCAUCAGGGAUCGGGAUGAAGCGAUUGCCAAGAAGAAUGCAGUCGAAAUGGAAUUGGCCAAAUGCAAGAUUGAUAUGAUGUCCCUCAAUAGCCAGCUCUUGGACGCUAUCCAGCAGAAGCUUAACCUUUCGCAGCAGCUAGAGGCGUGGCAGGACGACAUGCAGAGGGUCAUUGACCAGCAGUUGAUGGACAAACAUCCCAAGGAAUGGAGCCAGCCCACUUAUUCCUUCUCCAGCGGUCACGGGGGCAAGCGGCGCGCCAGACCCUCUCCCAUGCUGAGGCCUGAGCAGCAGGGGUCCGAGCCCAUUGGGGCAGAAGGGAAUCGCCUCUUUGCUUUUUUCAAGAAAAAUUAACGGGGACGGAGCCACCACUCUUCAGUUACUUUCUCUGUUUUCUUUUCAUUUUUUAUUAUUAUUUGAUUUAAAAAUGUGAAUUAUUAUUAUUAUUGUUAUUAUUUUUCUUCGAGAUGAAGGAAGCUGGAAAUGGAGGCAAGGUGGUGGUAGAUGGUCCUCCGUUCUGAUCGCGCGAGAAGCCACCCAGGAGGGCCAAGAGGAGCACACCCUUCAGAACUCUGCACUAUUUGGCAACCCGCGUGGUCUGAACUCACUGUUUACAUACGUCGAAGUCAAAUUGCCGUUCUCCAGUGUGGAAAGCGGUUUGAAAGGACUUUUUUCUACCUUGAAAACGACGUGAUAAAACAGAAAAACCUUCAGGGGUUCCCUUGUUAGGUCUGCUCUGUUUUCUGCUGUGGGGUGGGGGUGUCUGAAAAUAGUUUUCUCCUGCUUAAAACACAACAUGGAAGGAGUUGGUCAUGAGGGAGCAGGUAAUGGAGGAGGGGGAGACAUUCUUGGACAGGACCUGACACAGGUGAAAAGCUUCAUGGAGGGAUGGGGAACGUGGCUCUCCUGGUGUCGUUGGACUGUGGUUCCCAUCAGGCUUUACUAUUGCCCAUGGGCUGAUGGAAGUAGCAGUUGGGUGACUUCUGGAAAGCCUCACACCCUUCAUCCCUGUUGUAGUAGCUGCUUCAUUUGUGCCUCAGAGAGCAGGAGCCACUGGUUUGUUUAAAGCUGAGGUGGAGAAUCCUGUGACCCUCUUGAUCUUGUUGGACUGCAACUCCCAGACCCCUUAUUGAAGCUGUGAAAGUUUUAAUGGCCAGGAUGAGCAAUGGAAUAUGUGCAAUGGGGUUCAUGAGGUGCCCCCCAAGUAGAACUAAAGUUCAUGGGUGAGUCUUGGAAGGCCAGGCACCUUACUAGAGCCUCCGAUACUGGAUGAUGUUGGCAGCAAUGAAAGUCAGGAAAGCUGAACACCAACAGUUUGCAGCAACAGCAGGCAUUUGGAAAGGUUGCUUUUUAAGGUACCACUCCCAGACGUCUUCCCAACCAACAUGGGCAGUGGUUCAUUGAAGCUAGGCGAUUUCUAGUAACCAUUGUGUGAAAAAAAAUUGAUAUCUUCCAAGCUCUGAAAAUGUACUUCCAAGGCAAGCACUGCACUCCAUGAGCACAACUGUUUGAGCAAAAUAUUUCUGACUGUUUUUGUGAGGGACUGCUAAAAGUUUGUGUACAGUGCUGUGCAGCAAUACAAUUAGGAUGGGACCGAGGAGCAUGAAAGAACAAGGAGAGGCAUCCUCCAGGCAGGAUACCAGGACUGACAUUUUGUAGGGGAAGUGGAGAGGGCUGCUGUGGUUCUCCUUGUUGAGGGGCAAAGCUCCCCUCUCCUUCCACAUAGAAGGCCAUGCCACAUCCCAUCCUCAGCCUGUAGUGGCAGUUACUUCUGAUUGGAGAUCAAUGCUAGGAAUGUGGGCCAUUUAAGUCAGGGGAGCCUCGACCCUAUGACUUAGUCCCAAUUGGGAUAGAUUGAUUGGAUCCAUUGAAUGAACCAGGUGGUUUACACAAGUUGGGGCUUAGGAUAACAUGGCCUUGGUUAGUGUGGCAGACCUCCAGGCCAUGGUUGACCCUCUCCGUGUGAUUGAACCCUUUGCCCCCCUCCUUAGGGCCUGGAUCUGGGGUGGGGUGUGUCCUGCACUUUGAGUUCCUUUAGAGUCAAGCAUCCCGUGCCUUGCCUCCAGAUGUGGGGCAAUUCCACAUUGGGGAAAGUUGCCCCUUCUUGAAAGAACUGUUCCAGGGCUUCCUCAAAGCAAGGGCUUUAUUUGGCCCUUAUGCUCAGCUGGCACUGCAAGCGACUUUCUCUUCUGCUAAGGCAGGAAUGGGGAACACACGAGCUUCCAGAGGGGGAUUUGUAGCUCCCACCUGCGCUUCCCAUAGGCUCAGCUGGCCAGCACUGAUGAACUUGGAAGGCCAUUAAGAUGCCCACCUGUCAAGCCAUCCCACUGUCUGCACCCUGUGCAGGCAGGAAAUAUAAUGUGGUCUGUAUCCCUUGCUAGAGGUGAAGACACCAGUUCCAUGGUGAACGUUGUGAAUUUGGGUAAGAGAGUAACCUUGCACUGAAGACAGCUGUGUAGAAUUUGAAUUGAGGUCUUUGCAAGCUUAAGGUGAAUAAUUUGAACUGACAAUCCAUUGGUACAGUCAAGAAUCUUUCAUUUAAAUGGGGGGGGGGGUAAUUAGGAGGGGAAAUGCCAUCAGAAAAUACUGGCGGAUAAUUGGACUUGUAAUCAAUGCGUCUGGAGGUGGCUGGCUUGGAGACGAUUGCUGUUUUGGAUUGCCUUAAACUGAUGUAAGAACUUGUGUACUUGACGGGAUAAAACUGAGGGAUGGAAAGAAGAAAAUGAGGCCAAGGGGUAGCUUUUACACUAGCGUCUUGAAAUCCUUGAAUAAGCCCAUUAGACAAGGAAGCAUUUGGGAACUCAUUUUGUCAGAUGGCUACUCUUAGAAACCUUCAGCCAGCAUUAUGGGCCCCUUAUUGGUGACAGCAUUUUUUGGUUGCAGUCCCCCAAAAGCAUAUUUUUGAACCCUCCAAUCCCUGCCACUGAUCUCUGGUGGCUCCUCAGCAUUCAAUGAAAGGAGAAUAAGUGCUUUUUUAAAAAGCGAAUAAGUUAAACAUCUCCCAAGGCUUAUUGCAGUGGAGCAUGGCUUGGUUUGGAUGUUCAGACUUUGAUAAGCCCUAGAGGGGUUUGGAGGAAGCAAAUACCAACCUCUGUGAUAACCACACCAGAGAGACUAUGACAGCAUAUUAAGUGUGUCACUAGCAGGAUGCUAGCCAGUGUGGCUGAGACAGCAGAAUAGAGGCUUCAACCCUUAGACCUACUUAUUUGGGUGUUUACACUUCCUGAGCUUCCUUCUUGAAUCAACAUGGUGCAAAAUUUGAUGGCAAUAUUGAUAAAUCCAGAGGGAGGAGGACCAAUGCUGAAGCAUGAUGUGCUGAGGCCAGAUGGCUAUCUCAAGGAUGCUGCCAUCUCAGUUGCAACUGGAUUACAUGAUUUUGGAGAGCCUUUUCUGAGACUCUUCACCCUCACGGAGUUACCCAUAUUCUGCAAGGUCAGCGAUGGCCCACUGGUUUUUGGGGCAGGGGGAUAGCAAAAUGAAAGCAAUAAAGAGAUAACAAGGAGAAAUGGUCCUCCCUGGGAGAAUCUUGAAUGCUUCGGGAGACACUUCCAGACAUUAGCUUUCUCCCUGAGGUCCAGAAGCACUGUCCUCUGCUUGCCAUAUAUCAACACAGUCCCAGGCUUGGGAUUUUGGUGCCUCCUCACCCACACACCACACUGUGAUAUUAUUGGACCAGAGCCAAGUGAGGGAAGGUGGCUUGGGUGCAAAACGUGACCCAGAACUGCUUUGGGACAAAUCUGAGCCAUAGCUUGAGUAAGUUCCAGCCCCUUCUCCAAGGCCCAAGUGGUUUGAGGAGAAGACACAAGACCCUGCCAAAAACUCCCAUAAACAUUGCAUGAAGACUCUUCUUGGUGCAUUCUUUUAAAAGUACACAUCUAUGUAUGUUACCAACACUUAUUGAGGCUGGAUAGACUUCAGCCCUCAAAAAGAAAGCAAUCGAUGUAUGCAAGCUAAGAGCCUGGGGAAGUUACUUCUGGGGGACAAGAAAGUGAGUGAGGCAUGUAGGAUUUUCAUGUGCCCGUGACUCUGCUGUUGACCUGUUUUCCAUCAGUACAGGUGGGCACAUCUGGACCCAAAGUAACCUCAUUCACAUACAUAAAUGUGGCAGAACUGUUCUUAGUCUAUGCCAUUUAGAACAGCAGGUCAGGGCCUUCCUGGUUCAACAUCUCUCCAGGAAAUAAACACAUCUAGGCUGUUCUAAAACUGAUCUUCUUGAGGCAAGGCUAACUUAGACCUUUUAGGCUUCUCUUCUUACUUGUGUGGUUUUAACCCACCAGAGGUUCUAAUUCUGAAACCUACAGGGAGGGAGCAUUUUCUUGAUGUACAGCAUGAACGGAUCAACACUUUGUUUGAACCAGGCCAGUCUUUCCCCACCUGAUGCCUCCCAGAUGUGUUAGAUGACAACCCCAUCAUCCACAGUCUGGAAUGAGAGGGAUUGUAUUCCAACUUGUCUGGAAGAUACCAGGGUUGUCUGGGCCAUAAAUCAAAAUAGAAUGGAGAAAUUGGGGAGAGCAGGUUGUUGACUGGCAAUAUAGGUUUAUCACAAAGAACAACAGCUUUUCUGUGUGUGCAUGUAUGUAUGAAUGUAUGUAUGUAUGUGUGGGAGGGAGGGAGGGAUGGGACAGCUUUCACCUGCAAAGACCUUCAAUCUGUUAUAAUGUGUGUUUCACCCACUUCAACUCCCUUUUCUCCUCAAAAAAAGGAUGAUGUGCCUGGUAGCUGCAGUCAAAGAGUUCACCAAGCGGAGGGGGAGGGGGUGCACACAGCAGGGAUGGGCAGACAGAAUGUAUCUAUAUAGGUAUAUGUACAUACCACACAGUGCAGUAAUUUUUGUAUGUAGCAGUACUGUAAAUAAGUGUACCAUUUUUAUAAUAAGAUAUUCUAUAAAGGCAUAUUUUAGUAGAAAACGCUGCUCUACUGCUUCUUUUGUAAAUAGUUCUCAUCUGAAUAAAAUGGGUCCUUUCUACA